AUCUUUGUGAAUAGAAGUUUAAUGUUAGAAAGAGUGAAAUUUUAUGGUUUUGAUAUGGACUAUACAUUAGCAGUUUAUAAAUCACCAGAGUAUGAAACAUUAGGAUUUGACCUGUUAAAACAGCAGAUGGUGAAGAUAGGAUAUCCUGAUGCUAUUGCUGAGUUUGAGUAUGAUCCAACUUUCCCUAUAAGAGGUUUAUGGUUUGACAGUUUAUAUGGUAAUUUGUUAAAGGUAGAUGCCUUUGGUAACAUUUUGGUUUGUGUUCAUGGUUUUCAAUUUCUUAGAGGACAUGAAAUCCAUAAUUUUUAUGCCAAUAAAUUUGUACAAAUGGAUGAGAAAAGAUUUAGAAUUUUUAAUACUUUAUAUGAAUUACCUGUGUUAUAUAUUUUGGCAUGUUUGGUUGAUUUCUUCUCCAAUGUUCCUGAUUACACUAGUACAAAAACUGGUGUAAAAUUCAGUGAUGUAACCAUGACUUACAAAUCUAUUUAUCAAGAUGUGUUAGAUGCUACAGGAGUAGUCCAUGACAAGGAGGGUCCACUGAAGCAAGAAACAAUAAAAAAUGUAGAUAAAUAUGUUUUAAAAGAUGACAGAUUACCAAUUCUAUUAGACAGAAUCAGGGAUUCUGGUGCCAAAGUAUUUCUUGCAACAAAUAGUGAUUAUACUUAUUCCAAUAAAAUUAUGACAUAUUUAUUUGAUUAUCCAGCAGAAAAGUAUGGUGGAACCAAAAGAGAGUGGACCUCCUUUUUUGAUUAUGUUGUUGUUGAUGCCAAGAAACCAUUAUUUUUUGGAGAAGGGACAAUCCUAAGACAGGUGGACAAGAAAACUGGUAAAUUGAAACUAGGGACACAUACAGGACCAAUCAGUACUGAACAUAUCUAUUCUGGAGGUUGUGUGGAUGUUUUCUCUGAAUUAAUGAAAACCUACGGUAGUGAAGUAUUGUAUGUUGGUGAUCAUAUUUUCGGUGAUAUAUUAAAAUCUAAGAAAGCUCGAGGAUGGAGAACCUUUCUGUGUGUUCCUGAAAUCUCACAAGAAUUAAUGGUGUGGACAGAAAAAAGAUCUCUGUUUUCUAAAUUGGAGAAAUUAGAUUGUAAGAUAGGGGAAAUGUACAAAAAUUUAGACAGUAGUUGUGAAAGUAAACCUGCUGAUAUUGGUAAAAUACAUAAAUCUAUCAGGAAAGUAACACAUGAGAUGGAUAUGUCUUAUGGUAUUUUAGGCAGCUUAUUUAGAAGUGGUUCUCGUCAGACAUUUUUUGCAAGUCAGGUGAUGAGAUAUGCUGAUUUAUAUGCCUCUACUUUCUUCAAUUUUAUACAUUACCCAUUUUCCUAUGUAUUUAGAGCUCCCCCUAUGCUGAUGUCACAUGAAUCAACUGUUGAACAUGAUGCUACCAUUGAUCCCACAGAUAGUAUCAGCCAAAUGUCCAUUGCUCCCAGAUCAAGAACAGAUGAAGAAACUAUAGGGAAACGAAAUCCAUUGAUUCGUAGUGACAGUAUUGUACCUAGAGCUUAUGCACCAACACCUCGACAAUUUACUCAGGUUCAGGAAGAAUCAGAAGAUGAAGAUGGGAAAGAAGCUGAGGAUGGUGAUGAAGAUGAUGAUGAUGAUGAUGAUGAUCAAAAACUUUAAAGAUUUGAUCAACAUUAUUCCUUAUUUCUUUUAACAGGGACACAGUCCUCCAAAUCUCUAUCACUAUUCACAAUUGAAAUCAAAAUUUGCAAUUCAACAAAACAUUUCAUGAUCUUUAGGAUAUUACUAUAUGUCAUCAUGCCACCCAUUGUAGUUUUUAAUGAAUUGUAAGAAAACCAGAUGAUUCAAUUUGUGCUGAAAACUUCUAUACAAAAAUUAUGCAUUCUUUGAAUGGCUCUCAUUGUCUUCUUAAUUUAUUCACAAGAAUUUUUGAUCUUUUUUUUUUUCUUUAAUGUUCAUAUGCGAAAACAGACUACCUUCAGGUCCAAAAAACUAUUCAGAAUGGCAAAGUUUUGAGAAAAUCAAAUGCCUAUGUCUUUUUCAUUUUCCUACUGGUGUAAAUGCAGACCUAUGUUUUUGUUUUGUUUCCUAGUAAUGCUAUAAAUGAUCUCACUUGCAAUCCAUGACAUGAAAAAUUCAUAUCAGCAUGAGUUCAAUUCAUUAAAGUACUCAACCUAUCAAAUGCUUUUAUAAAUACAAGAUUAUCUACAAAAUGUGAU
This is a messenger RNA of Lottia gigantea (owl limpet), 2183 nucleotides long. RefSeq lists its product as hypothetical. The transcript is spliced from 16 exons. Gene Ontology annotation, molecular function: 5'-nucleotidase activity. Bases 22 to 1623 code for a protein of 533 amino acids. NCBI's taxonomy places the organism in Eukaryota, Metazoa, Mollusca, Gastropoda, Lottiidae. The record is from RefSeq and is a predicted model, not a curated record.